GAGUAGCAGUCACCAACUUCAUCGCAUCCUUGUGCCUGCGAGGCAGCUACAGGCACAGAGAGGUGCUGAGGCUUGCCUAAGGUCACACAGCUCGCGAGAGGGCGGGUGCAGUGUAGAACCCUGAUCUUCAGGCUCCAGUUCGGUGCUCUUGCUGCCACUCCACUCCCACUGGCCCCUCAGGUUCAGUGCACAGCAGUCAGAGAGAAGCCAUGUCUUUGUGAGUGAAGCCAUUGUCUGGAGGGUGGUUCUCAGUGUUGCCCAGAGACCUGCAGAAGUGGCAGUCUUCAAGUCCCACCCAGGACUGACUGGGGACUGAGAUCUAGCAAUAUGGGACUUUGCAAGCCCUCUAGGUGACCCUGAUACACACUCAAGUCUGAAAACCACCGGCCCAGACAGAAAGGCAAAGUGCCGAGUGCUGCAGCCAUACACAGGCAUUCGGACCUUCAACUCGCACAGCACAAAGAAGGGUCGUCUUCCUAGAGGAGGAAGGAACACAGCUCUCAAGCCACACCUGCAGAGCAAGGUCACCCUCAAACACAUGUGGCGGUUAGACAUGCACAGACGGGGAGGAGGAGUGCAGCCAGUACUUGCGCAUCCACACGUGCAUCAGAGAUAGUGUAGUUUUGCCAACUCAGCAAUUCCCCAGAGAUGUGCCAGUUCCACUGCUUGUUGCCCGGGAGGUGCAUCCCUGCCCUCUGGGAAAUUGCCAUGCAGGAUCAUAGAACCUCUGAUCUGGGAGGGAUCUUAGAGAGUACCUACCUCAUUGCCCACCCCUACUGCAUCACUGGUGAUGCCCCUGACUUUCCUUCUCCAGAGGAACCUGGCAGGCUACAGUCCAUGGGGUGGCACAGAGUCAGACAGGACUUAGCACUGAGCAUAAUCAUUUUUAGGACAGUGGUAGGCCACACGAAACAUCGGUGGCUCCUAGUUUGUGGACUCUGGUUUAAUAUCCUUCUUUCCCACUUGGCUCCCUGCUCCACAGGGGCACAUGCCCCUGGUUCUGCUCUGCUCACCACAGUGUCUGGCUUCAACAAAUGGAAAAAUAAAAAUAGAAGAUGGACCCACACUCCCAGUAGAACACCAGGUUCAGAAAGAACACACUGGCAUGGGGAUGGCACUCUGUCACUCCUCGCCUGUUUUUCAAUUGCCCACUGGAAAUGGCCCCAUGUCCCUUUAAGCCCUACUCCCGGUUGACCCCUGCAGGCCUCCUUAGCCUCUGCCCUGAAGUCAUACCCUGGCCACAUGGGUUCUGGUGGGGGUGGGGCCCUCUGUGACGUCACCAAGGGCCCAGCCCUGCCUGGUCCUCAGUCUCCAGGUGCCAGCGCAGACCAGCGCACCAGGAGCCACUUCGUCUCAGCUCACAAUGCGGUCUGUAAUAGGGUUAUUUUUUUGGUCUACGGUUAUCUCGUUUAUCUUUGCCUACGUGUUUUAUGUUCUGAGAGAUGAAGCCGAAGAACUUCCGGGGAUGGUGCCCAGUGGAAGGCACUUCCGCGUUCGGCAGUAUCAACCAGAGCAUGCCCCAGGUUGGUUUGGGAGCAAGUCGCACUGGCUGUUAAUCUUCCUCAUGUUUUUGGUGAUCCUGAAGUUUCCUGGAGGCAAUGACAAAAGUAACGCGGGCACUCCUCCUGGCCGUCAGGGCUGUUCAUCUGGCUCUCCAGGAAGAAAGAAGAUAAGGGCUUCCCCCUACAAAGACUCUAUGUGCGGUACCUUAACCCAGGUCGAGAGGUCACUGAUGAACCUUGCGUCCAGGGUGCGGAGUCUGAAACGCACCGCGGCAACUGGUGGUCAACGCCAAUGUGCCAAUAUCCAGGUUCUUGCUGACGGAUGGAAUAACAUUAAAAUAUAUGAGGUAUGGGACACCCGAGACCCCGUUGAAGUGGAUUUUCGCAUCAAAGAAGAAGAGUAGUUGAGUGUUGACAAACUGUAUCCAAACUAAUAAAAGUAAUAUUUUGAAGCAAAAGGAAAAAAGCCUCUGGUAUUUUUUAUUCGCGCUACAAUUUUACCUUUUCCAGAAUGUGGUAUAAUUGGUAUCAUGCAGUCUCUUCCAGACUGAAGGGAAAGGCUACCUUUCCCUUCUGGUAUUAUGGCCUGGAGAACUCAUGUGCAUGUUUUUGUGUGGGCAUUAGCUUUCAAAUCAUUUGGUGAACUAUCUAGGAGCAAAACUGCUAGGUCAUAGGGUAUGACAGUGUUUAGCUAAGUAAGACAUUGCUUCCAAAGUGACUGUACCAUUUUGCAUUCCCACUAACAACAAAUGAGAGUUCUGGUUGUUCCUCAUCUUUGCCAGUAACUGGUUUUGUCAGAUUUUUGUAUUUGGCCAUUCCAAAGAGACUAGAUCUGACAGAUAGAGUGCCUGAUGAACUAUGGACUGAGGUUCAUGACAUUGUACAGGAGACAGGGAUCAAGACCAUCCCCAUGGAAA
Molecule: messenger RNA, 2419 nt
Organism: Bubalus bubalis (water buffalo)
Lineage: Eukaryota; Metazoa; Chordata; Mammalia; Artiodactyla; Bovidae
Product: protein FAM209A-like
Exons: 1
Coding region: 1364-1906 (180 amino acids)
Source: RefSeq, a predicted model, not a curated record